Phytophthora infestans T30-4 is the source of this 453-nucleotide messenger RNA. RefSeq names its product acetyltransferase (GNAT) family, putative. The transcript has a single exon. Gene Ontology annotation, molecular function: N-acetyltransferase activity. NCBI's taxonomy places the organism in Eukaryota, Oomycota, Peronosporomycetes, Peronosporales, Peronosporaceae. Bases 1 to 453 code for a protein of 150 amino acids. The record is from RefSeq and is a predicted model, not a curated record.
AUGACAUUGCUAGUGACGUCUGUGGCGACACCGGCGGAGUUCCAGCAGGCCAAGGAUAUCCGUUUGCGAGUUUUCCACGAGGAGCAAGGCUUCGACCCGGUGCUUGAGUUUGACGAACACGACAAUGAGCCCUCCACAAUUCAUUUUCUCGGCAAGGACAUUGAGCAGGACAAGUACGUCGCUGUCGGUCGUGUGUUGAUGGACGAGACUACACGCUCGGCCAAGAUCGGUCGCGUGGCAGUGCUCCAGGAAUGCCGCGGCAAGAGCUACGGCGUCGCGUUGAUGGAAGGCAUGGAGCGCCACAUCCGAGACCGCGUAGACUCGUUAAAGCUUUCGGCACAGCUCGACAAGAAGGGAUUCUAUGAAAAGUGUGGAUACCAACGCACCCCUGACGAGAUCCACCUCGACGAAGGCGUCCCGCACUGCUGGAUGGCGAAGGCCGCCAAGGCGUAG